Messenger RNA from Kwoniella shivajii, 2616 nucleotides. RefSeq lists its product as uncharacterized. Bases 1 to 2616 code for a protein of 871 amino acids. Lineage: Eukaryota; Fungi; Basidiomycota; Tremellomycetes; Tremellales; Cryptococcaceae. The transcript has 18 exons. Gene Ontology annotation, cellular component: nucleus. The record is from RefSeq and is a predicted model, not a curated record. Gene Ontology annotation, molecular function: ATP binding; ATP hydrolysis activity; DNA binding.
AUGGCCGAGGGAUCAGAACGUACUCCCAAACCACUGUUCGAGCCAACCGAUAUAUUCAAUUUCGAUUUCCCCACGCCUCCACUGUCCAAUCAGGCCAACAGUGAAACUUCUAAAGAUGUCCUCGAUACUACCAUCAACGUUGAUAUUGAUAUCUCCCUUGAAGAAGAAGCGAUGAGAAGGCCUGAUAGGUUAAUACUGGAUAGUUCUCCACCUGAUUUCGAGGAAGAACCAGAUAAUCACGAAGAUGAAUUAGCAAUGUACGAAUUGGAAAGGGAAAGGGAAUUGUCAGAAAGUACAAAGUCAACUAAACCUAUCAAGUCUGAUUUCAUCUCUUCUGGUAUUUUCGAAUCGAAUGAACAACCCAUUGCCUCUUCGUCUCGAAUCGUCCUGACUCCACCACCAGAGAUCGACCUUACGCCUUUACCAAUAUUUCAUUCUCAUUUCAAUACCUGUACUUUACCGUCUCUGAGAGCAGAGACAAUGCAAGGUAGAUCGGUAUCAUUCAAAAGGAGGAACAAACCUAGAUCACUGCCUACGCUACAGGUUAUUUCGAAAGGUGCUAGAACAGAUGCGGGAGAUCUACUCAGUAUACCUCUUCACAAGUUAUUGGCAGAGGUUGAUGAGUUGAAAUCGCAACAAGAAGCUAUCAAAUUGCAACAGAGAUACGACGAAGAACGUCGUCAGGCUGAGCGAACCACCUUAUCUUCCGUCAGUAAAAGCUCUGUCAUGUGGGUGGACAAGUAUAGGCCAAAAAAAUUCUCAGAUUUGUUAGGAGAAGAUCGUGUACAUCGAGAAGUUAUGAAUUGGCUGAAAGAAUGGGAUAAAUGUGUAUUCAAAAGAAUCAUCCCGGGCAAGAAGAGGAAAGUGGAAAGUGAAAAUGAGAAUUUCGUGGUUGAUUACCUCGGAAGACCAAGAGAGAGGAUCCUGCUGCUAUCAGGACCACCGGGAUAUGGUAAAACCACUCUCGCACAUAUCGUUGCACGACAUGCAGGAUACCGCACACUUGAGAUCAACGCUUCGGACGAUCGAUCAGCAGCGACUGUAUCCACACGUAUAAAGAAUGCUAUCGAUUCAGGGUCGGGUUUGGGAAGUGAAGGAAAACCUACUUGUGUGGUGAUUGACGAAAUUGACGGUGCCAGUGGAGGAGGUGAUGCAAGCUUCAUCCGAAGCUUGAUCAAAUUGAUACAAGAUGUCCCGGCGAGGAAGAAGAGCAACACACCUGCAAGACCUCUUCGACGUCCAAUCAUAUGUAUAUGCAAUGACCUCUAUGCUUCUUCACUGCGUCCGCUCCGACCAUUCGCACGAAUCAUUCGAUUCCGUAAACCUCAACCCCAAUUCCUGGUCAAGCGAUUGAGAGAGAUAUGUGAUCGCGAAAUCCUGUCAGCUGAUUUGAGAUCACUCACAACUUUGGUAGAUGUAACAAGUGGAGAUGUGAGGAGUUGUUUGAAUACGUUACAGUUCAUCAAAUCCAAAUCGUCCGUAGUGACGGACGAAGCUAUACGUAACUCUUCUGUUGGACUGAAAGAUUCCGGAACAACUCUGCAAUCCGUCUGGAACACUCUGUUCAUUCCCCUAGCUGCAAAACAAAGACGAAAGGCAAUCGGAAUAGACGAUGGAAGAUACGUCGACAGAGUAUCGUUCGCCGUACAAGCUUGUGGAGAUUAUGACAAAGUCGUUCAAGGUUUAUUUGAACACUAUCCGAAUUUGAAACCACUCGAUUCGUCUCUGCCCAAUGUUUGUAAAGUACAUGAUUGGUUAGGAUACUACGAUCGAUUAUCAUCAAGGGUAUCAGAAUCGCAAGAAUGGGAUCUGAUGGGUUAUAUGCCAUACGCUAUCACUGCUUGGUACAGUCAUUUAGCCGCGCCCGCCAAUAACACCAAACCUACUGAAUGGCCGAAAGCAGAUUAUGAGUCCUAUCAAGCGAGAAUAGCAAAUGAGGAAAUUUCAACUUCGAUGAAAAACCUUGUUCCCCCUAUUCUAAGAUCGCUCUUCUCGACAACGACUACUUUGACCGAGUUCAUCCCGUUACUCAUGAGAGUCAUUUCUCCACCUUUAAAACCUGUCAAUGCCAAUAUCGUGAAACCCGCUGAGAGAGCUGUCUUGGAUAGAUUAGUAGAAUUGAUGAUCCCACUUGGAUUGAGGUUUUGGCAGGAAAAAGGAGAAAAUGGUCAACCUAUGAUGAGGCUGGAACCACCCAUCGAUGUCUUCGUGCAUUAUGAAGGCAAAAGAGCGGAUGACAUAUUAGCUUCAAGAUUUGCGGUCCGUCAGCUGGUUGCUCAGGCUAUGGACGCUGAGAUAGCGAGACGGAGGGGAGCUGUUGGAGCGGACGGUGAAUCCACUACUCAUUCAGAAGGAUUUGCUAAAGCAUACGGAUUGAAGGGGAACGCAGGAUUGGGAAAGAAAACUGUGGAUAAAGCCGAUCUCCCUGCAACGGAUUUCUUCGGAAGAACGAAAUCGACCUCUACCCCUAUUUUGGCUGCUGAAUCGCUAGGCGUGGAUAAUGCCUCACCUGCUCCACCCGAACCGCCACAGAAGAGGUUUAGAGCUGUAUACAAAUUUAACGAAGGUUCAAGUAGUGCAGUCAGGAAGAGCAUCAAGAUGUCUGCUUUAAUGUGA